CCACAAGUCCGUUAACGCAGCACGGUAAUCGAGCCGCCUGUAUUCGUCACACGGCGUCUCUCCGCGGCGUCAUGGUAACACUCUCAACACUGGACCUCUGAUGAAAGAAAACGACACAAACAAGUGCUUUUAAUGCAGCUGUUAUUCAGCAUGAAUUUGGCUGAGAUAUGUGACAAUGCCAAGAAGGGACGUGAGUAUGCUCUGCUGGGUAACUAUGACUCCUCCAUCGUGUACUACGAAGGCGUCAUUCAACAGAUCCACAAGCACUGCCAGUCCCUCAGAGACCCUGCACUUAAAGGCAAAUGGCAACAGGUCAGGCAGGAACUGACCGAGGAGUAUGAGCAGGUGAAAGGCAUCAUGGGAACUCUGGAGAGCUUCAAGUCAGAGAGGCCAGCUGACAUUCUUGCCCCUCAGUCUGAGGAGAGACCCGUGGAUCCAGCAGUGUGGCCCCCUCCCACCCCUGCAGAACACAGGAAUCCUGUUGCAGUGAAGCGCCCCACCAGUGCGGCGAAGCAGCAGAGGAAGGAAUCCCCUGGUCUGCACCAUCGAGGGGCAGGGGUAGGAGGCCGCGGUCAGGCCAACCCUAAACCAGACCGGCCGGGUUACAGAGACGCCCGAGGAACAAAGGCCAAAGACGAUAAGGGGAAGAAAGUGGCUGGAGAUUGCCCAGGGGAUGUAGAGCAGAAGAAGUUUGACGGCACGGGAUAUGACAGCGACCUGGUGGACUCACUGGAGAGAGAUAUUGUGUCUCGUAACCCUAACGUACACUGGGAAGACAUUGCUGACCUGGAAGAUGCCAAGAAGCUGCUGAGAGAAGCGGUGGUGUUGCCCAUGUGGAUGCCCGACUUCUUUAAGGGAAUUCGUCGCCCCUGGAAGGGCGUGCUAAUGGUCGGCCCUCCCGGGACGGGGAAAACCAUGUUAGCCAAAGCUGUGGCCACAGAAUGUGGGACUACUUUCUUCAACGUGUCCUCCUCCACCCUCACCUCCAAAUACAGGGGCGAGUCAGAAAAACUUGUUCGUCUGCUGUUCGAAAUGGCUCGGUUUUAUGCACCAACAACCAUCUUCAUAGACGAGAUCGACUCCAUCUGUGGCAGAAGAGGAACAUCUGACGAACAUGAAGCCAGCCGCAGGGUCAAAUCAGAACUUCUGGUUCAGAUGGAUGGCGUUGGGGGAGCUCUGGAUAAUGAUGACCCCUCUAAGAUGGUGAUGGUCCUCGCCGCCACCAACUUUCCCUGGGACAUCGACGAGGCGUUACGACGACGGCUGGAGAAGCGGAUCUACAUCGCCCUGCCUACAGCUCUAGGUCGGGUGGAGCUUCUAAAGAUCAACCUGAGGGAGGUGGAGGUUGCUGAUGACGUGGAUUUGGACCUCAUUGCUGAGAAGAUUGAGGGUUACUCUGGAGCAGACAUCACCAACGUUUGCAGAGAUGCGUCCAUGAUGGCAAUGCGUCGUCGGAUCCAAGGCUUGAGCCCCGAGGAGAUCCGAGCUCUGUCGAAAGACGAGCUGCAGAUGCCCGUGACCAUGGAGGACUUCACCCUCACAUUGAAGAAGAUCUCAAAGUCUGUCUCCGCCGCCGACCUAGAGAAAUACGUAGCCUGGAUGUCUGAGUUUGGGUCAGUAUAGAGAACGGUACCGUUUAGACCCAGAGGGACCAGAACCUUGAAAGGAGGACUUUGAAAAAUGAUGAAAGCCUUGAAGACGAGAGACUCGGGAGUGUGUGUCACGGAGCGGAGUGAACUCAAGUGUGUGAACCAGGCAGCACAUCAGGGAUCAAGAUUAUACAGGAGCUCAAGUUCGCAUCAGAGGACCGGUGCCUUUGAGAGAGCAUGAUGAGAACUUUCAGUGGCUUCACUCCUGCCCUUUCACAUACCCUCCCCUCGCUGUUGCUUCCACACAAUUGUCCGUGUAGAGACUCUCAGCUGUUGACUGACUUAAGUGACCCGAGGAAGAAAGGGGAACUUUUAAUGUAGAAAGUAGCCUAGUACACACCGGUAGACCAGGGAAUGCACAGUUUUACUUGCAUGUUCGUCCUCGUGCAAGAACAUUUUCAUAACAUUUUCGUAUUCUUAUGUUCGUACUAGAGGUAAAAGUCAAAUUCACCAAACAAACUUUGCUCGUAAAUUGCCCGUUUCAACCUGAUGAAUUGCAACUGUUUACAAGUAGGUGAGCGUUCAUUAGAUUUGAUCAUUUUGGAUAAUCAACGCCUCUAAAAUUGCUAUAAAAUUGUCCUUGUUUUUCUCCAUUUGUGGGCAAGUUUCAUUCAAAAAUGUUACCAAAGAGUAAAAAUAAGAAUUUCACACUGCCGAGCUUCACAUCCUGCCGUCAGAAAUCAGCAGUCGAAACCAUAACAAGUUUAAGGAGUCGAAGUAGUCGUAUUAGGAGCCCUGAAAUAAUCUUAAUUAGCCAGAGGCAGUGAGAGAAUUUUCCUAAUAAAUACUGAAUAAUUUAAGUGGACAUGCCAAAAUUUGCCCAGAAAACUUACAAAACAUGUUGUCAAACCUCUCAGUAAAUUGGCAAGCCGUGAUAAUGAUUAUAAUCAUUCAGAUUAAAGCAUCAAAAUUCAGACUUUCUGUUUUCUGAAAUCACUUGAUCGUGCCACCUAAGAGCAAAUCUGUUACCACUAGUGAUUCUUGCACGGGGCACAUCGUCAUAAAGAACUGUAUGUUUGAGCACUUUUAAUGUAUUUCCUUCAGGAGCCCAUGUACUUACUACUGACUGAACACACUUGAAGAACCACAAUGUCUCUGUGUUAUAUAGUGUCUGGUUAUUAUGUGUUUGAAUUUUUGUUGUUGUUGUUGGUUUUAAUAUUUGUUUUCAAUUUUAGUUCUGUUGAGACAAACAAAUGUAGUCAUGCUAAAAAGAACAUGGCCACUAGACCCAGGAUUGUUCAUUAAAGGAUUCAGUUAAACCUCGCCUACGUAAUGGUCCCUGUAUUUUAUGAAACUGUUAAAUUGAUCACCCAAAAGUGAGUCAGGUUCCCAACUCAAGGCCCCUUUUUCCAGAGCUUUCAACCGUAUCACUCUGUCUUCAUCAGCAGAUUGAGUUUGCUCUGUUGUCAUGUUGACAUUCAAGCUGAGAAUGAACUCAUUAACCCAGCAUGAACAGAACAAAAUCUUAAAAUUGCUACGGAUGACAUCAUAACUGCUACAUCUCCAUGACAACUGGGCAGACUCCAUGAAGCCUAUGUGACAAGGUUAAAAACUCUUGUAAAAAAAAGCUUGUAAAUUGACCUUGAGUUGUGAUUAUCUUGUGAAAUUAUUGGAAUGUUAUUUUUGAUAUAUUGUAUUAAACCCGUGAUGUGAGCUACAAGACAUUGAAAUACUUGAUAGUCGCAAAAUAAUCAGUUCUUGACAGUAUGAUCAGUAUUCGUGAAGUAAUUUAGAGACUCGCUCAUGUUUUUGGAUCUGUAGCAGAGCUGUGUAGCAGAAAUGUCUAGAUUUGCCUGUGUAUGUUUGGAAAAGAUAGAAACAGCAUCACAUGUACAUCAGCCUGUUGUAUCAUCCUGACUGUACAUACCGGCUGUUUAUGUUGUCAGAAUACACUGUGCACCCUUUGCCAUUC
Molecule: messenger RNA, 3561 nt
Organism: Sebastes umbrosus (honeycomb rockfish)
Lineage: Eukaryota; Metazoa; Chordata; Actinopteri; Perciformes; Sebastidae
Gene: katnal1
Product: katanin p60 subunit A-like 1
Exons: 11
Coding region: 133-1623 (496 amino acids)
Biological process (GO): microtubule severing
Cellular component (GO): microtubule cytoskeleton
Molecular function (GO): ATP binding; ATP hydrolysis activity; microtubule binding
Source: RefSeq, a predicted model, not a curated record